AUGAACCCGUCCGAAUUCCACGGUGGAACCGAUCCCGCCAUAGCCGAAGAGUGGAUCCAAUCUCUCGAAGUCAUCUACGACUACAUGAAAAUGACCGACCGUGACCGCGUACACUGUGCCAUAGCUCGUCACUGGUGGGAAGGAAUCAAGGAAGGAACGAACCUCGAAACUUUGCCAUGGACCGAUUUCAAAAUCCAAUUUUUUGAGAAAUAUUUCUCAAAAGACGUGCGAGCUCACAAACUCGAAGAAUUCCUCGAACUCCGUCAAGGUGACUUACCAAUGAUUGAAUACAUUCGUCGUUUCGAACGUGGCUGCCUCUACGCUUCAUUCAUCGCUCGAGACGCCGAGGAGAAGAAAAACCAUUUCAUUCGUGGCCUCCAACCCGAAAUCCGCCGAGAUAUUCGUAUGUCCGACGCCUCGACUUUCCGACAAAUAGUAGACAAAGCCCUCAUGGCUGCCUAG
Molecule: messenger RNA, 462 nt
Organism: Erythranthe guttata (spotted monkey flower)
Lineage: Eukaryota; Viridiplantae; Streptophyta; Magnoliopsida; Lamiales; Phrymaceae
Source: RefSeq, a predicted model, not a curated record